CAGGAGCCGGAGCAGUUCCCCGGCCCCGGAGCCCCGCUGGGCUAGUGGGGCUGCGAGGCCCAGGAACAGGGAUCCUGCUGCCAUGUCUCUCACAGACAGCAUCGACAUCGAUAGCAAAUCCGAGAAGCCCGUGUCCCUGAUCUGGGGGUGCGAGCUGAGCAGCGAGAAGGACUCCUACACCUUCCAGGUGCCGGACGAGUGGCAGUACGAGCAGCAGCUGGCCCUGCGGACGAUCUGCCUGGGGGAGAAGGCCAAGGACGAGUUCCACGUGGUGGAGAUCGUGCCGGCAGAGGACGGCGAGGCCCCCCGCGCCCCGAUCCCGCUCGCCACCCUGAAGCCCUCGGUGCUGCCGAUGGCCACCCUGGUGGGAGUGGAGCUGAUGCCUCCCGUCACCUUCCACUUGAGAGCCGGCUCUGGCCCCGUCUACAUCAGCGGGCAGCACAUCUCCCUAAUGCCAAACCUGUCCUGGGAGGAGGAGGAGGAGGUAGAGGAGGAAGAGUCUGCGGAGGAGUCCCCCGAGAAGCCCCCCAAGGCCCAGGCUGCCAAGAAGGGCAACGUCGCCAAGAAGAGGAGGCUGGAGAAGGAGGAAGAGCCGAACAGCAUCUCCUCCGAGGAUGCCCUUCCCGGCAAGGGGCGAGGAGCAGGCAGGGGGAAGAAGCCAGCAGCAAAGAAGUAGAGCGAGCUCCAGCAGGGCCCGGCAGGGCCGCAUGCAGAAGAGUCUGGAAGUUGCUAUUUUUGUGCUGUCCUUAAAUAAAGGAUCUGUUUUGCACU
Molecule: messenger RNA, 771 nt
Organism: Rhea pennata
Lineage: Eukaryota; Metazoa; Chordata; Aves; Rheiformes; Rheidae
Gene: NPM2
Product: nucleophosmin/nucleoplasmin 2
Exons: 10
Coding region: 83-676 (197 amino acids)
Biological process (GO): chromatin remodeling; positive regulation of DNA replication
Cellular component (GO): nucleoplasm; nucleolus; cytoplasm
Molecular function (GO): histone binding; RNA binding; chromatin binding
Source: RefSeq, a predicted model, not a curated record